Molecule: messenger RNA, 1075 nt
Organism: Haliotis rufescens (red abalone)
Lineage: Eukaryota; Metazoa; Mollusca; Gastropoda; Lepetellida; Haliotidae
Exons: 5
Coding region: 603-1007 (134 amino acids)
Source: RefSeq, a predicted model, not a curated record
CGAAUUGUUACAGCUGGGAGAAAACUCCUGAGACAGGCCGCCACCGCUGUAAAGGUGUCUCCACCAUUUUCGACAGGGCAUUUGGAUCAUGAUAACGUAAAAUAAAGUUACACGUUUCAAAGAGAUGGCCGCCUACCGAGAUACAUUUUGUUUGUUUUUAACGCCGCACUCAGCAGUCCUGUGAAUAACAAUUGAGAAUACAAUGAUAUGCAUCAACCAAGUCAGCAAGCCCGACCACCUCUUACGACAAGCAUAGUCGCCUCUUGGGGUUGCUGAAUGGGUUGCUGAAGACCUAUUCCAACCCGGAUCUUCACGGGCCACCUGCUACCUGCUUAUGAAGACAGGGUGACGGCCGUCUAACACAAAGGUCACGAAGGUCGUAACUGAAACCCUGGAACCAAGUACUGACGUAGUGGACAAACAUCACCAUGGCUGGGGCUGGUGUUGAGAGACAGGACAGAUUCACCGUGACGAGCACCAAGUCAUGCAGGAUCAGGUGUGUCUGGAGGCCACGGGGGUAAUGGCUCUCGACCUGCGUGGGAAGACGUAGGACGCAGGGAAUCACAGUCCAGGUUGACCUAUAGAGGCCCUGUGUAGCGAGGAUGGAGCUGGUCGUCUUCUUCACUUUCCUGACGCUGCCAGGUGUGGCUCCUCUCUGUGAGGGGGACAAGCUGUGUAUGGCCGCCUGCUCCACCAAGCCCCGGGACCACGUGGACGACUGUCUGGACGUGUGCAGGCAACAUAGCUGUAACCAGACUGAAGUCCUGACACCCACUAACACAGAUGGCCCUGUUGUCAGAGAUCCUAUCUCUUUCCCCACAAGAUGGCUGCCCACCAUCAUAGGGGCGCUCGUCGGUGUAGGAGUCCUGGCUGCCGUCAUCUACUACUUCCGGAGGAGCUGGUCGCGGCGGGAUAGGUUCCCAGGGUACGGCUUCUCCCGACUACGGAGGGGGCGUGGCAGGGAGACAGACGUCGCGCUUAGAGAGAUGUCCUCAGUCGCCACCUAGUGUCAGCGUCCAGCAGCAGGCGAUUAACACAUCUGUCUGUGUGUCACAACACCAUUUGUCUGUAUGUU